Molecule: messenger RNA, 873 nt
Organism: Anisakis simplex (herring worm)
Lineage: Eukaryota; Metazoa; Nematoda; Chromadorea; Rhabditida; Anisakidae
Source: the annotation of a GenBank genome assembly
CAUAAAGUGCACGUGGGAUGGGAUCAGAAUGCUGGCUUCUCGCAAGACUACGAUGCUGAACCAAUGGACGAAAGUAUUUUGACGUUGUUGCGAGCCGCCGGGCAGAAUCCGGAUCGAAUGACCAAAGAGGAUAUCGACUUUUCGUAUAAAUUCAUCACCGACUUUCAGCGCAAAUCCGCCGCACACCAACAUCAACUACCAUCGGUUCCGUCACCGAUGUCCGCAACAUUGGAGUAUCAGUCGAGCAAUAACACACCAAGAUCCUAUCAUCCAUCGCCGUCGAUGCAAAAUGCGAACGCACCGACACCUCCACCGCCACCUAUACGUCGGGAAGCAUCAUUGAGUUCAACGCCGACGUCAAGAUCUGGUCCACCGCAAAGACCACCACCCGUCCUAAAACAACCGCCAGCCAGACCACUCCCAACGCCACCCACAUCUGCAGCAGCAGCAUCCUAUCGUCCCAACGAUGUUCCACCGCCACCCCCUCCGCCACCGCCCACUGCUCAGUCACAACCCCAACCGCAACCCCAAUCAUCCAUACCUCCUCCUCCGCCACCCCCGCCUCCACCAGUCCCCUCGUCUGUUCCAUCGACUGGUCAGACGUCAGCCCCACCACCACCCCCACCUCCACCCCCUCCUCCACCUCCCCCUCCUAUGGCACUCGCGUCAGCAUCAUCAAACCUACCGCCACCAGCUAGUGGUGGUCGAGCCAAUUUAUUGAGCGAGAUACACGCUGGUAUAGCAUUGAAACCGGUGAAUGCACACACGCAUAAUGCUGAUCAUAGUGGCAGUACUGGUGGAGGGACACAUGAUGAUGUAUUGGCACAGAUACGACAGGGAACAAAUCUGAAGCCGGUACGGGAGUUUUUUUGA